This is a messenger RNA of Cynoglossus semilaevis (tongue sole), 1621 nucleotides long. It is a transcript of the gene taf7, whose product is annotated as TAF7 RNA polymerase II, TATA box binding protein (TBP)-associated factor. Gene Ontology annotation, cellular component: transcription factor TFIID complex. Lineage: Eukaryota; Metazoa; Chordata; Actinopteri; Pleuronectiformes; Cynoglossidae. The coding region runs from base 262 to 1350 and encodes 362 amino acids. The record is from RefSeq and is a predicted model, not a curated record. Gene Ontology annotation, biological process: transcription initiation at RNA polymerase II promoter; RNA polymerase II preinitiation complex assembly. The transcript has 12 exons. Gene Ontology annotation, molecular function: RNA polymerase II general transcription initiation factor activity.
UAGAUUUCCCAGUCGACAUCUUGUCAAGCUGAAGUCUAAAAGUUUAAAAUAAAGCCAGUAGGUGGUAGUGUUGCAACACACGGCGUACAGAUCUGCCAAUAAGGCGACGAGAGAAGUGAGACUGAGGCCUACUCUUGCUAAAGAUGUCUUCUCUGUAACAUGAAAAGAACGUUUGAAUACAGAAUCACAUUUAUUCUUGUGUUAUCAUUUAUGUAGAAUUUUACUAUCUCGAAUUCAUUCGUGCAGCGACAGAAACACAGGAUGACUACAAAAAUUAAAGUUGGAAAGGUCGGCUCCAAGAAUAAGGAGGAUGCUCCUUACGAAUUGGAGAGCCAGUUUGUCCUCCGGCUACCCUCGGAAUAUGCGUCCACAGUGAGGAGGAUCGCUCAGUCUAGCAGCAUGAACAUGAAGGACAGACUCACCAUUGAGCUGCACCCUGAUGGCCGUCAUGGUAUUGUUCGUGUGGACCGCGUACCAUUGGCCUGUAAGCUGGUGGACCUGCCCUGUAUGAUCGAGUCUCUGAAAACUGUGGACAAGAAGACAUUUUACAAAACUGCUGACGUCUGUCAGAUGCUGGUGUGCUCGCUCGAUGGGGACCUUUACCCUCCUUUAGAGGAGCCAACUGGCACAGACCCAAAGAGCAAGAAAAAGGACAAAGACAAGGACAAGAAGUUCGUCUGGAACCACGGCAUUACAUGUCCUUUGAAGAACACGCGCAAGAGAAGAUUUCGAAAGACAGCAAAAAAGAAGUACAUAGAGUCCCCAGAUGUGGAGAAGGAGGUGAAACGUUUGCUGAGCACAGAUGCUGAGGCUGUCAGCGUUCGAUGGGAGAUCAUCGCAGAAGAUGAGUCCAAGGAAACGGAUCAACACGGAUCCUUGGGAAACCAAGACUCCUCACCUGGAACCUCGGGGCACAAGAUGGGUCACGGUUCCUUAGCACAGCGCGACGAGCUGAGGGAGAUCUUCAAUGAUCUCAGCAGCUCCAGUGAAGACGAGGAGGACGAUGGAGACCGACACGAGGAUGAGGACCUCAACAUCAUGGACACGGAGGACGAUCUGGUCCAACAGCUGCAGGACAAACUCAACCAGUCAGAUUCUGCUCAACACGAGAGCGACGGGAACAGCCAGAUAGUGAUGGAGUAUCAGGUUCAGAUCAACAACGUUAAGACCAAACUGCAGGACACGCGGGCAAGAAAGAAACAGCAGGAGGAGCUAAUUAUGAAGGUGGAGAAUCAGGCUCUGAAGAACCGGUUCCAGGCGUUGUUAAAUGAGAUCAUCCAACAGGAAGAACGUGAAAUGGAGCAGUUGGCAUCUCUGCAAGAGCAGCUGGACUCGCUGAUCGAGAAGUGACCACGAGAGGCCGUAGUGGCGUCACGUUCAAAGCACGUCGUCGCUGUUGUUAUUGUCCAUUUCCUUUGUAUUUCUUCUCAUUAGAUUUUUUUUGUUUUCAUAGGUGAAUCAUUUUGUUAGUUGUUUUCUUUAUUACUAAAUGUAAGUAAUUCAAAAGCAAAGUGAAAUGUUUAAACAGUUGCGUGUCCUUUCACUGAUGUUGACAAAUUCAUCUUCAUCAGAUCAGCUCAUCAACCAAAUAAACAAAAAACCUCUCACCUUUUGUAAAAAA